AUGACCACUGUCGUCCUCAACCAUGCGAAGCUCGGUGCGAUAAGAUGUCUCCGAGAACCAAGCGGCUCGAUUUCGGAGGAUUGCUUGAACCUUUCCAUACAUCUGCCAGAUUUAUGCGUCGAUGAAGGUGGAAAGAUUCGUUCGGAUAUGAAGUUGCCGGUCCUUGUCUUCAUCCAUGGUGGUGCGUACUUCCUUGGUUCUGCGAACCGACCAUACUACAACCCAGAGAAUCUUGUGCGCCAUGCUAUACAGAGUGAAUCACCCAUCAUCUUCGUAGGGAUCAAUUACCGGCUCGGUGCGCUAGGCUUUUGGCAUUCGGAUCGUGCUGGAGAUAUGGUACCGGAGAACAAUGGUCUCUUCGACCAAAACACGGCAUUCGAAUGGCUGCGCGAGCAUAUUGAGGGUUUCGGUGGUGACGUGGACAAUGUUACCGUUGUCGGACAAAGCGCAGGUAGCGAGAGUGUCUCGGUGCAGACGAUGCGUAAACCGUUGUUCAAGCGCGCGAUCAUGUUCUCGGGGACGCCAGUUACCAUGCCUGCAAUGACCCAUGACGAGCAUCAUGACAACUUCCUCAAGCAGGCUGAAAAGUUGGGAAUUCGUGUCAGAGAAGGCGAUGGCAGUGAAAGGGACACGCAAGCAAUAGCUAGAGACGUGAUUGGCGUUGACGCGUCGAAGAUUCGAGACCAGGCAUGGGUUGGUUUGCCAUGCACGAACAGCGAGUUCUUUCCCUUUGAGCGACCGACCAUGGAUCUGGCUAGGAAGGGCAAAAUCGCUCCUCCCGAUUGGAAAGACUGGGCAAGACCUGUCGAAGCUCAAAUCGUUGGCUCCACCACCUACGACGGCGGCAUCUCGUACAAUAUGAUGAGGAAUGAUGACAGUCGCAAGAACCACGCUGAAGCCUUCGAGAGGAUUGUCAAAGAUGUUCUGUCUCCCGGACAUGAUAUCGAGUUGCUGAACAUAUAUGGUAUCGAGGGCAGUGUUGAUGAUGCGGAUGCACUCCAACGUAUCUGCCUUUUUGAAAGCGACAUAGGUUUCUUUGCAGCCGCGUUGAGCAUUGCGGAAAGUGAUCUGGUCAAAGAAACCUAUUUUCAUGUGUUCGAUCUUCCAAACCCCUUCCCGGGACCAAUCCGCGAGCAAGGUGCUUUCGCUACGCAUACUUUCGACAUUGCGACGCUGCUUGGCGGCGUGCAUGAAGAUCGUUUGCCCUCGCAUUAUGGACCUGUAGUUGCCAGAUGGCGCGAUUCCAUUCUCGAUUUCGUGACCAGGGGAACACCCCCUUGUGCAGAGUUUGUUGGUGUUGAUGGGGGAAGGAGGGGAUUGAUGGUGGAUGAUGGAGGCGUUCGCGAGGUUGGCAGUGAGGCGUGGUUGGAGAACGAUGAGGGGAGAAGGAGGAGAUUGUUCGAUUUGGCUCGGAAGGUUGAUGCUGAUACCGGGCUGGACGUUCUUUGGGUCGACGUUUGCAGGCGCUUCUUGAUGCGCGGGGAGUAA
Molecule: messenger RNA, 1488 nt
Organism: Alternaria rosae
Lineage: Eukaryota; Fungi; Ascomycota; Dothideomycetes; Pleosporales; Pleosporaceae
Product: Alpha/Beta hydrolase protein
Exons: 2
Coding region: 1-1488 (495 amino acids)
Source: RefSeq, a predicted model, not a curated record